Messenger RNA from Chelmon rostratus (copperband butterflyfish), 1947 nucleotides. Its product is annotated as insulin-like growth factor-binding protein 1. The transcript is spliced from 4 exons. Gene Ontology annotation, biological process: regulation of insulin-like growth factor receptor signaling pathway. The record is from RefSeq and is a predicted model, not a curated record. The coding region runs from base 112 to 903 and encodes 263 amino acids. Lineage: Eukaryota; Metazoa; Chordata; Actinopteri; Chaetodontiformes; Chaetodontidae. Gene Ontology annotation, cellular component: extracellular region. Gene Ontology annotation, molecular function: insulin-like growth factor I binding; insulin-like growth factor II binding.
UCAAACGAAAGACACAACUGAGCAAGAACCGUGGGAAUCCGGCUUUUACCUUUCAUUAUUCUCUCUACCUUGCUCUCCAUUAGAUAUUCUAUAUUUCGUAUCCAGCGCACUAUGUUGGCCAUGGGUGGAUUAUAUUUGAAGCACAUCGUGGUGGCAGCGGUGUGCUCCGUGCUGGCCACUGGGACGCUGGGGUCCCCGGUGGUGGGGCCAGAGCCGAUCCGAUGCGCCCCGUGUACUCCGGAGAAGCUGAGUCAGUGUCCAGCGGUGGCGCCCGGAUGCGCCGAGGUGUUGCGGGAGCCCGGCUGUGGAUGCUGCCUCGCCUGCGCCCUGACGGCUGGGGAGCUGUGCGGGAUCUACACGGCGCCAUGCGGCUCCGGACUGAGGUGCACCCCGAGACCCGGCGACCCCCGCCCGCUGCACUCCCUCACCCGGGGACAAGCCGUGUGCACGGAGAGCACUGAGCCCGAGCCGACCCCCGAGCCCCAGCCACAAGAUCAGGGAGAGCCAGAGGCUGAGAUGGAGAACACAGCCACCGUCUCGGACCCCGGCUCCAGCCACUACCUCCCCGGCCACAGCAAGCCUUACGACCCGAGGGCUGCUGCCGACGCUCAGGAGAGCAUGAAAGCCAAACUCGUCGCCAUCCGCAGGAAGCUGGUGGAACAAGGGCCCUGUCACGUUGAGCUGCAGAGAGCCUUGGACAAGAUUGCCAAAUCCCAGCAGAAAUUGGGAGACAAACUAACCAGAUUCUACCUCCCCAACUGUGACAAACACGGACUUUAUAAACCAAAACAGUGUGAAUCCUCUCUGGACGGUCAGAGGGGCCGAUGCUGGUGUGUGAACUCCUGGAACGGCAAGAAGAUUUUAGGUUCGACCGACCUGCCUGCAGACGCCGAGUGCCCUUAAAGAGAUCAACCACUGACGCAGAUCUCACAAAAAAGAAGAAGCAAGCCACUGAUUUUUCCUUUUUGAUAGCUGUUUAUUUAUUGAUCUUGUCCAUGGUGGUGUUUAAUUCAGGUACACUGUCAUUGCGGGACUGUGGGUCCCGACCACCCUGAACCCCUCCCUCUCUCCUCUUCAAACACCCGUCCCAAAGAGAAAAAAAAAAAUCUAUUUUUGUUUUUCUGAAAAAAGAAGAUUUUAAUAUUGAUGCAUUUACUUCUACUCUUCAGCCUUAUUUAUUUCCAUUUUAUUUCAUUUGAUUUGUUAUGUGUAAUUAUUUUAUGAGUAUUUAUAUCAUUUGUUGCCUUAUUGUUAUUAUAUUAUUAUUUUUAUGGCUGUAUAAAGUGUAUAUAUGUAUCUUGGUCCUGCGUAACUCCACUGCUGAGUUGAGCUCGCUCUACCCUUAAGGAGUUGUCUGGAGAACAAAAGCACUGAGUGACCAAAUGUCAUUUAGACGUUUUUUCCAAAUGUUGUUUUUAUGAUUCAUUUUCACAUUGCUGCCAUUGUUGUCUUCUUUUUUUUUCUUGUUAUCGUCUUUUUUUUCUGUUGUGACACAUGAUCAGCUCUUGUCAGUGAAUGCAAAACUCUCAGUCGGGAAUCCUUAAACAGUCUCAGAAAACAUUUCCCAUGGUUCCAUGGGGUUACAGAUAGCAUGACAGGCGGUGCCUCCCUGCAUCACCUCUCAGACGGGUAUUUCUACAUUAACCUACCUCCAAUAUUUAUGUGUCUGCAGUCAGUUGUGUUGAUGUAUCUGUCAAAAAAAAAGAUACUUGCUACUUUACUUUACACGUUGCUGUUCUGUUCUCUCUGACCAAGAACACAUGACCACAAAGAGCGAGGCCCGCGGCGAACCGUGUGGCGGCUCUGCUCUACCUACAUGCUGCUGUUGGAGAGAGAAUUAUUGUUUAUGUGAGUCUAUUCCAAAGUGACUAACUGCUCACUCGUGUGUAUGUACACUUUUGUAAUUGAGAUGUAUUGUAAGAAAAAAGGUGAUAUAUUUAAUAAAAA